AAACUCUACAUAAAAAAACAUAAGGCCCAGCUGGUCUGUCACUGUCCGGCUCGUGUUUAUGCUAAGAAAAAAAUUCUUUCUUUUGCAAAUCGUGCGCCUUAAUUAACUAAAUUUGCUGGCUGGCUGGGGUCAUUGUUAAGAACAAUUUAGUAUGGAAGAGGACCAGCAAUAUUUGCAACCACCCGUGCAGGCAACAGGGUCCGGCUUAACUUCAUAUGGCGACGGAAUGGACGAAGUGCUCAAUGUGCUUUUCCCACAGGGGAUAAUUCCAGGAAAUAUAGGACCUGAUGAAGCUGCAUAUCUGUCAAGAUUGGGAGCGCAAGGUCUCGAGUCGUUGAUGGGAGAAGUUGCCCGUGUUAAUGAAGAACUUGCUAUUAUCGAACAUCAAACGAGAGACAUGGCAUCGCAAAAUUACCAAAUUUUUGUUCAAUCAGCUCAAACUACAAAUCUGAUAAAGAAAUCUUUAUCUGAAGCCAAAUCAUGCGUAGAAAAUUUGUCCUCGACAACGUUCCCGGAUUUUAAGACCAAGACUGAAACCUUUGUUGGAGUGACUGGGCCGUGUGCUCAAUUUCAGCAAAAUAUGACCGGUGUUCAAUCUCUGUUGGAGAAGGAGGUGGAACUCAAUCAAGUCCUGGACAUGCCGUGGGUGGUGAGGCGAUGCUUGGCUGCCGGCGAGGACAAAAUGCUUCCGGCCAUCAAGAUUCUUCACAUUGUGAUGGAUUAUAAGAAGAGUAUGGGAACUGGUGGUGACAGUGGGGAACAAGACUAUGUACCACCGGCUUUAGCAGAAACAAUAUCAUCCGUCCUCCAACUUCAGACCCAAAUUCAGUCUGCUCUUCUUCAAAAGCUACAUUCACCCUCCAUCACGCUCUCUGAAUGUCUCCAGUCGAUUCAACUGCUUCGAAAUUUUUUCCCUUCGGAUAAAGCCCUUCGAUUCCGUUUCCUUCAAUCACGAAACAAUCCGGGACUCGCUUUUGAAAAUGCUCGUUCCUGGAUCUUUGAUACCCUAACGCAACACAGGGCUGCAUUUGGCCAGGAUUCUUCUCACUAUUUGAGCACUUUCAUUGCCCUACAAAUUCAACGCGUCCUUCUCGACUUGAAUAAGCAACUGGAGACUUCGGGUCAAAAUUUGGACUCUUUGUUUAUGAAUGCAUCCUAUUUUGGGGAAAGUUUGGCACGUGUUGGAGCUGAUUUGAGGGGUCUCUCUGUUCCACUUUUUAGCGAUUUUCUAGUCAAGAAAGGAACUCAUGAACUUCUCCAAGCGGAAAUGAACUUUUCCAGGAAUCUGCAUCAAUUUAAUUUGUCAACGUGCCUUAUUCAGCAAAGGGUAGAGCAACUGGGACUAAUUGGAUUUGAGGAUCCUUCUGCGGGAGGAGCAGAACUUCCGUCGCCUCUGAAAGGAAAUGAUUAUAACCCACCACCCCAACUUUUGACAUUCCAUCCUCUCGCAAUCUACUGCAAUGAUGUUUUAACCCUGCUCAAUUUCAUUGGGAAAUGUCCUCUCAGUCAAAGUGUGGACUUUAGUCGAAAAUUGAAUCAGAGUGUGAGCAAAAUAGGCCAUGAGUUGGAGGGAUGGAGUGAAGGCGAAUGGGUCACGUGGGAGCAGAGGGAACAACAACUCUUUUACAGGAUGAGGUCAUUUUUCGAACAGUUGCUCGUUCCACAUGUGGACAAGUGUUUCAGGAAAAUAUUUCCACCCGAACAACUAGCAAGUAUCACUGGAUUAAACGUAUCAAAGUGUGCAGAAAUGACGGAGAUUCGUUAUUCUAGGCCAAUUAAGGCGUAAUCAAGUAUUCAUUUGUGCAAUCUGAUGAAGUAUGUAUGUACAAUUACACAAUGUUGCCUUUUUAAAUAAAUUUUUAUGAUGAACAAACUUAA
Molecule: messenger RNA, 1878 nt
Organism: Folsomia candida
Lineage: Eukaryota; Metazoa; Arthropoda; Collembola; Entomobryomorpha; Isotomidae
Gene: Cog8
Product: conserved oligomeric Golgi complex subunit 8
Exons: 6
Coding region: 152-1786 (544 amino acids)
Biological process (GO): intra-Golgi vesicle-mediated transport
Cellular component (GO): COG complex
Source: RefSeq, a predicted model, not a curated record